AUGGGUCAAUUGCAUGAACUUGAGGAGUUUAGGCUCCAUGCUUAUGAGACUGCGAAGCUAUACAAAGAGAAAACCAAAAGAUGGCAUGACAAACAUAUAGUCCCAUGCACUUUCACACCUGGCAAAAAGGUACUACUCUUUAACUCAAGACUUAAGUUAUUCCCCGGAAAACUAAGAUCGAAAUGGAGUGGUCCCUUCGAAGUGGUGAGGAUGACACAACAUGGUGCCGUGGAACUUAAAGGUAAGAAUAUCCCGUCGUUCUUGGUGAAUUGGCAAAGGGUCAAGCACUACUUUGAUAAAUAUUCAGAUCGUGAUCAGGAAGAUCUUGAGUUGAAUGAUGGCUGA
This is a messenger RNA of Solanum tuberosum (potato), 345 nucleotides long. RefSeq lists its product as uncharacterized. The transcript has a single exon. NCBI's taxonomy places the organism in Eukaryota, Viridiplantae, Streptophyta, Magnoliopsida, Solanales, Solanaceae. The coding region runs from base 1 to 345 and encodes 114 amino acids. The record is from RefSeq and is a predicted model, not a curated record.